Molecule: messenger RNA, 6165 nt
Organism: Microplitis mediator
Lineage: Eukaryota; Metazoa; Arthropoda; Insecta; Hymenoptera; Braconidae
Exons: 2
Coding region: 1140-3161 (673 amino acids)
Source: RefSeq, a predicted model, not a curated record
UAUUUCUGAGCUCCUCUUUGAAAAGCGCGCGAAAACGCAGCGUCAGCUUUUUCACCUUUUUAUGCGGCAAAGAAUAGUGGGAAGACACCUGCAAUAAGUUUAACGAAUAAAUAAUAAACUGUUGUCACUUUCCACCAAUGACAAUGAUUAUAAAUUCCCCAUCAAAUCACCAACCAAAGUUUAUAAAAAGCCUGAGCACCCAUAGCUCAGGGCUAGUCGGUUCAUAAAACUUACGGUCCGCGAAUAUUCGAACGUCGAAAUUUCGUGCACUCUUAUUGCAGGAUUCCGCCCUAGGCGUUGAAAGGUCAAUAAGAGGAUUUUUAAUAUUUGCAACAUAAACCUUAUUGUAGGAAUCCGUUUCGGCGUUGAAUAAUCAAUAAGGCAUUUCUUAAUUUAUCUAGACUAAUUCUUAUUGCAGGAAUCCGCUACGGCGUCGAAAUAAUCAAUAAGAAAUAGUCAAAGAUCGUGAAUUUAUCACUAACCUUAUUGCAGGAAUCCGCCCUAGGCGUAGAAUAAUCAGUAAGGCAUUUAAAGCUAAAAUCUUUUGUAUCCAAUUAUUGCAGGAAUCCGUUUCGGCGUUGAAUAAUCAGUAAUUGAAUUCAAAUUAUUAUUAAAAAUCCUCAAAUAUUGAUCUAAAAUUCGAUCUGACGCAACUGUAGUAAUCGUUCGUCUAGUACAAUAUUUGUCGGAUUAUAAAAACCAUCCGGUACGAUCGAACCAGUGACGCAAAUCACGUGAAUUUGCGAUUCCAUCUCGUGCCGAGUUAAUUUGUGCAUAAAACCACUUUUCGGGUGUGAAAAAGGACGCAUUAAAAAUAAAUUGAAAUCUUAUAAAAAUAUCUGUUAAGGAUAAAUAAUCCUAUAAUAUAAAUUAAAUAUAAAGUUGUGAAAACUUAGAGUGAACAAGUGACGUUCAGUAAAAACGUUGUAAUUUGAAAUAAUUAAUAAAAGAUCAAGUUCAUCACUUCAACCUUGCGGUUUCAUUCGAAAGUAGUACAUAAGAUAUCAUCCUAUCAACCCAGCCGCACCCAUUCUACCAACCUUGCAGGAAGGCCGAGUGAGCUGUUUAGUUCUGGAGGGAUAAUAGCUGCCGCACUAGAAGAAUUGACAUCGAAAGAUCCAAGGAAAUAAUUUACCACCAUGAAGGCGUUGUUGAUAUUCUUGGCCAUCAUCAUAGAAGGCAGCCAAUCCAAGGACGUCAUGACCAUUCAACCAUUGGCGGACAACCCAGGGUUAUUGUAUGACCCAUUUAAGAGGAUUCACUUGAUUGAUGAAAAUUGGUGCAUCAUUUCUUCCAUUAACGUCAAGGGGUUGGUAGACCUGUACCCCUUCGAGUUGGAACAUAUACAUUCAACCAUGCUCGCUUGUGCCAAGAUCAUCGACGUCGGGUCCUGCAUGCAUUAUCUGAAAAUCGACAUGAUAAAUGAGGUACAGGUUCAAAUAUAUCAGGCCAUGCAUCGCUUAGACCAACUCCUCGACGAAACGAAUUUUCAAACACCGCCACUUGACCGUAACCAGAGAGCUCCAUGGUUCGGUUUUAUAGGCACGAUUUCUCGAGAAUUGUUUGGGACCAUGGAUUAUGAAGACAAGGAACACAUUAAUAAGGAAAUCAACAAGUUAUACCAAGAUAAUGCCGAAAUGGUGCACCUGGUACAGAACGCCACUCACAUCGUCAAGAGUGAGAUUAAUACCAUCCUUCAGAGUGAGGCUCAGAUGCAGUCAAAUCUAAACAAACUCGCGGACGUCACUCACGCAUUCAUAAACGCAACGCUAAACUCCUUAGAAAAAGUCGUUUAUGUCACGAAAGUCCUCAUGCUGGGGGAUGAGCGCUUAGAAGUCGCCAAUCACCACCUACGAGUCCUGAGAGAGGCCGAAACCAUCAUCGAAGAGGCAAAAGCCGGCAGACUCUCUCCUCAAGCGAUAUCACCAAAACAACUUUACAAAGCAACGAUCGACAUCAUGCGGAAACAUCCUGAUUUAAAUCCACCUCAGCCGAUUGACAGGAUGGACCUCUCAACUUUGUCAGCAGUAUCGACAGUAAAGGUAGCGAGGGCAAAAGGUUAUUUACUCAUUAUAGUAACCUUGCCUCUGUUCCACAAGAUUCCGCUACUAUCGUAUGAAAUGAGACCGUUGCCAAAACCAGAAAACGUGAACGGAAAAAUUCAAACUUUGACCAUCUUACCAUCCAAAAGGUUCUUGGUUACAGAUCCAGGCCUGCGAAGAUUUUUCCUAGCAGACUCUGAAUAUAUAAAUAAAUGCAGAACCAUCGGAGAAGAUCUAUCGUGUCGUCCCGAUAUUCCAUUUCAAUCUACAGAAGAUCCUGAAGAAGUCGACUGCGAAAUGAAGCUGCUCUUGAAAUCGACAGAAGACAUUUCGAGAACUUGCAACAUCCGCAUUAUCCCCGAUUGCAAAACUACGUGGAUAAAGCUCAAUCAACCAAACUCUUGGGCUUACUCGACCUGCAAAGAGGAAAAAUUAAGUCUCAAAUGUUUGGACCCAGUCGAAAAAGACUACUACAUCAAUGGAACAGGGAUGAUCCAUAUCCAGGGCAGAUGUGAAAUGAAAAACGGAAAAUACUUAAUCAAAAGUAUAGAUGAGGAAAUCACCCAGCUGAAUAUCACGCUGCCGAAGUUAAAUUUAACCUUGGAAGCACUGCCAACUAAUUUAACAGCGGAGCCCAAAGUCUCAGGGUUUCUCUUCAAAAAGAACAUCGACCCGUUAAACACAAUCGAUAAAUUUCAACCCUGGGGAGCAGGACUAGAAGAAACAGAAAACCGGAUGUCUGAAAUAUCGCUGCAUCAUCAGGAGGACGAGAUACAACGAACGAUGACGGCGGGAAAUAUGUCUAUCCUCGUCAUCUUGUAUGUCAUUCUCAUCGUGCCAGUUUUCCUCAAGUGUUGUAUCUGCUCAGGCAAGAGGCGCUGCUCCACCUACAAGAAAAACAAGCAGCCAGUCGAGGUACUUCAUAAGACAAUAACAGAAACCAAACGUACCUCCGAUCUCAAACCAAAGGCAGUCCAAAUUAAGGACCAACCAGAGGUCAUCGAACUCCAAGAUCAUCCGUCGACACCAACUCAUGUCUCAUUCUCCGCAAAUCGGCGAACAACUCCAACUCGUACAUCCAGAGGUCUCCGUCUCUCCGAUUUCAACGCACCAAUAUAAUCAACCUAAAUAAGAUAAGAAUAAUGUACAAUCAAACAAAAAUUCGCGUGGUAAAAAUAGCAAUCCUCUUCCAAUUAUUUAGAUACUGACCCCGAAGAUUUUUGGGGCCAUUUUGGAAAACAUUUACAAUUUUUGUAUUUAUCUAACCAUAUCUAUGGUCACCUUUGAAGAAGAUUCCUAUUUUACCACCACUUUAUUUUUAAAAGGAAAAAAAAAAAAAAAAAUUUUUAACUAAUAAACAUAUUACUAGACUUAAAUUUUAUGAUAAAUUUUAAAAAAAAAGAAAAUUAAUAAUAGCUUUUUACAUUUAAACUAUUAAAGGAAUUUAAAAUCACCUGAACAUUCGAGAAAACAGGAUAAUUGGUAAAUUCCUGUUAAAAACCGCGAAAUUACUUUUGAAACUAAAGCAAAUUAUUUAAACGUUUACCUUUAGCGCAUGCGCGAAUCCAAACGCAGAUGACAGCCGCUGACAAUAUUAUCACAGCCUUGACAAAAUUUUCUUACAGGACGCCAUUUCUCUGCCAAAUUCUCCUUUUGAAAAUUUAAACCCCAUGGAAACUCCAUAAAAAAAACUCCUUUUCACCACCUAUAACAAGAAAAUGGAAGCAGUAAAUAGAAAGAAAUUUUUCUUUCAAAAACCAACUUCAGGAUGUUACUCACCUCAGACUAGUCAUAAGUUCCAUAAUAAACUAAAAACACUUACCUGGCGAAUUUAGAUAAUUGCGCCGUAAUAAAAAAAAAAAAAACUUUAAACUCAAAAAGAAAAGGGAAAACCAAGUUUUCUUGACGUAUACACUUGCAUAUUUAACCAUAUCCAAGUUGUAUAUGGUUAUUUGACGGAAUGGGCGAAUUCUUGGGUUAAAAGAAGGAACACACGAUCUUUAAGCUCAUUUUCUCUUUAUUAAAAAGAGAAAACCGACAGGUGAACUUGACUUGCAAGUGGUAACAUCACUUCGGUUACCCAGCGAACGCUGGUGAUGGCCGAAUUGCCCCAUUUUCUUCCGCUACCUCGAAUUCCUACUCUUCUGGCUCAUCACCUCCAUCUUCCCUAAAGAGCCAGAAAAUUGAUAUCCAGUCCUCCAUCCAAUCAUCCAAGUCCUCGUCCUUUUCCCUUCAAAGAUGUUUACUCCAUGCCAGGAAAAGCUCACGCUUUAGCCGGGAUGGACAGCACGGUAGAGAACCCCGACUUAAAUAAAACUGGAUAAAUAGACGAAUUAAUAAACACUGCAAUCACAAUUAACUGGACUUGACACUUUAACACUUACGUGUAACAGAUUAUUACACACACCACACGAGUAAUAACACUCACAAAUGUGAAUUCUGGGAUCCCAAAUUGAAAAAAAAAAAAUUCCUCCGAAUAUAAGUAAAUUCAGCGUAAAAUCUUAUAAAAUAAUAAAUGGGAUCCCCAAGGUCAUACUUUUUGUUAAAAUCACAUGGAAUUAAACUUAUGAAUAAAAUAAUAAAAGUCACUCUUAAAACUAUUAAACUAAAUUUUAAAACAUGUUGAAAUUCACUUUGCCUUUAUUUUCUCAAGGUCAUAAAAUAUGCUUAAGUGUACACAUCAUAUGCGUGUGAAAAGUUGAAAUAAAUAAUAUUGUAAUCCUAAUUUGGGAUAAUCAUACUAUGUAAUCCUUUUAUUUAAGAAUAAUUAUAAUUAUUUUGGUAAUGGGAAAUGAUAUAUUUUAAGAAAAGAACUAUAUAAAAUUCAUAUUAACAUAUAUAUACAUACAUAUACACCAUAAAUAUUGGGAAACUCAAAUGUAAUCUUCUAUAUUUUAAAUAUUUUCAUAUAUCUAGCUGUAAGUUCUUUUUAACUAAAUUUGUAAGCGUUAUCGCGAGCUUCUUAAAAGAGGGGACAUAUGUUUAGGAAAGCAAGAGAAUUUUGCAACCCUCUUACUUUCCGGGGGAUUGUUAUGUCCAAAUAAUUUUUUUUCAUUUUUAUAAUUAUUUAAAAUAAUUAUUUCUGAGCUCCUCUUUGAAAAGCGCGCGAAAACGCAGCGUCAGCUUUUUCACCUUUUUAUGCGGCAAAGAAUAGUGGGAAGACACCUGCAAUAAGUUUAACGAAUAAAUAAUAAACUGUUGUCACUUUCCACCAAUGACAAUGAUUAUAAAUUCCCCAUCAAAUCACCAACCAAAGUUUAUAAAAAGCCUGAGCACCCAUAGCUCAGGGCUAGUCGGUUCAUAAAACUUACGGUCCGCGAAUAUUCGAACGUCGAAAUUUCGUGCACUCUUAUUGCAGGAUUCCGCCCUAGGCGUUGAAAGGUCAAUAAGAGGAUUUUUAAUAUUUGCAACAUAAACCUUAUUGUAGGAAUCCGUUUCGGCGUUGAAUAAUCAAUAAGGCAUUUCUUAAUUUAUCUAGACUAAUUCUUAUUGCAGGAAUCCGCUACGGCGUCGAAAUAAUCAAUAAGAAAUAGUCAAAGAUCGUGAAUUUAUCACUAACCUUAUUGCAGGAAUCCGCCCUAGGCGUAGAAUAAUCAGUAAGGCAUUUAAAGCUAAAAUCUUUUGUAUCCAAUUAUUGCAGGAAUCCGUUUCGGCGUUGAAUAAUCAGUAAUUGAAUUCAAAUUAUUAUUAAAAAUCCUCAAAUAUUGAUCUAAAAUUCGAUCUGACGCAACUGUAGUAAUCGUUCGUCUAGUACAAUAUUUGUCGGAUUAUAAAAACCAUCCGGUACGAUCGAACCAGUGACGCAAAUCACGUGAAUUUGCGAUUCCAUCUCGUGCCGAGUUAAUUUGUGCAUAAAACCACUUUUCGGGUGUGAAAAAGGACGCAUUAAAAAUAAAUUGAAAUCUUAUAAAAAUAUCUGUUAAGGAUAAAUAAUCCUAUAAUAUAAAUUAAAUAUAAAGUUGUGAAAACUUAGAGUGAACAAGUGACGUUCAGUAAAAACGUUGUAAUUUGAAAUAAUUAAUAAAAGAUCAAGUUCAUCACUUCAACCUUGCGGUUUCAUUCGAAAGUAGUACAUAAGAUAUCAUCCUAUCAACCCAGCCGCACCCAUUCUACCAACCUUGCA